ACGUUGAGAACAGCAUGUUUAAAAGGAUUGUUAGAUACGACUUUUUACCACGCAGUUUGUACACGAUGGUGAUGCAACAGUCCGCAGUGUCUCCGAGAGGCGUUUCUGUCGUUCCCCCCCUUCUGCUCGUGCCUGAUAAGAUUCGCGUUGGUGGACGCGUACAUAUCUAUAUUUAUAACAUCCUAUACCGCGAGCGACCGAGUCAUUCGUUCUCGGUCGUGCCGAUCAGUCACGAUGGAGUCGUCGUUAUUCUUGUCGUCUUUUGCGCUUUUGUUGGCCACUCUCGUCAUUAUCGGCGUGGUAAAAGUCAUCGCCAAUAUACACUAUCAGUACACCUACUGGAAGAAACGGGGUAUCCCUUACAUACGUACACUCCCGGGCUUGGGGACCUCUUGGAAAGUGUUCUUGCGACGCAUGAGCUUCGUCGAAUACAGCAUAUCCGCCUAUGAAUAUGUACCGGACGCUAAGUACAUCGGACUAAUGGACAUGGCCACUCCUCUGGUUUUAUUGCGCGACCCUGAGCUGAUCAGGGACGUAAUGGUGAAGGACUUCGAACAUUUUCCGGACCACCGCACUAUAGCGAGUGAGGACAUCGAUCCGUUGUUUGGUAAGAACGUCUUCGCCUUGCGUGGUGACCGCUGGAAAGAGAUGAGAAACACGUUGAGUCCCUCUUUCACCGCCAGUAAGAUGAAAGCUAUGUUUGAGCUGGUGUCGAAGUGUUCCCGCGAAUUUUCGGAGUAUCUGGCCGAUCAUCCGGAAGAAUGUUCUUCCAUUGACACGAAGGAGAUCUUCAGGCGCUACACCACUGACGUAAUCGCCACGUCUGCCUUCGGUAUAAGCGUGAAUUCCAUGAAGGAUCGGGACAACGAGUUCUUCACGAGAGGAGUGGCGUCCACCAAGUUCAGCAGCUUCUCGUUCCUGUUGAAGUUCAUGCUAUACCGCACGAUUCCGCGACUAACAAAGGCGCUGGGAAUAGACUUCUUCCCGCCAGCUACAUCGCAAUUCUUCAAGAGAAUCGUGGCGGAGACGAUUAAAGUCCGAGAAGAGCAAGGCAUCGUCAGGCCGGAUAUGAUUCAGUUGUUGAUGCAAGCCCGCAGUAAGGAGGGCCCCAGCGUGCAAGAGAUGACAUUGGAUGACAUCGUCUCGCAAGCGUUCAUCUUCUUCAUAGCCGGCUUUGAAACGUCCUCACAGCUGAUGUGCUUCGUCGGCCAUGAACUCGCGGUUAACCGGGACAUUCAGGACCGCCUAUGGGAGGAAGUCGAGAAGCAUUUCGCUGAAGGCAACGGCGAGAUCUCCUACGAGUCAGUGUCGAAGAUGGUUUACAUGGACAUGGUAGUGUCCGAGACCCUCCGCAAGUAUCCACCGGUGAUCUUUAUCGACAGGGUUUGCGUAAAGAGCUACGAGCUGCCUCCACUGAAGCCCGGUGGCAAGAGCUUGAUUGUGGAGCCCGACAACAUGAUAUGGGCCCCCGUUUACGCGUUGCACCUUGACCCCAAAUAUUUUCCGAACCCGGACAAGUUCGAUCCCGAGAGGUUCAGCGACGAGAACAAGGACAAUAUCGUGCCCUACACUUAUAUGCCAUUUGGCCAUGGACCCAGGAAGUGCAUCGGCAAUCGUUUUGCUCUGAUGGAAACGAAACUCCUGAUAGCUCAUCUCCUGCACAAAUUCGUCUUCAAGGCCACCGAGAAGACAAUUUAUCCUGUUGUAUUUGAUAAAAAUCAGAUCAAUUUGCAACCCAAAGGCGGAUUCUGGAUCGCAUUGGAGAAGAGGGUGUAGUAAACGAGAUGUUCAGUUUAGGAAUGACUUCUACAAUAUGGUAGAUGUUCAGCUGUUUGAUAGACAGGAUAUACAGUGUGUCCCAGUACUCGUGACAUUAAUUAAUAUGUGUAUUCGAACUUAAAUGGAGAUGAAAAAUCUACAGAAUGUUAAAACUAUUAUAGUUUUUAAAUAUGAAACGUUUCCAGAGAAUGGACAUAGUACAGAGCUCGCGCGCUCUCGUACGGUACAAUAUACAAUGAUUUAAGUGCCAUCAUAAAUUCUAAUUUAUAACAACAAAAAUAUUUUUGCAUUAGUAUCGCGAUAAGUAAUCUGAUUAUAUUUAUCUGCAAAUAAUAUAUCCCAUUCGUAUUAAUAAUAAUACGCAUAUAGAAAUGGUACUGAAUAUUGAGUGCGAUGUCUGGGAGCUCGGUGAAAGUGUGAUAAGUUGAUUGACUUCGCUCAUAUUGUAAGGAUGGUAUCAUGCGGCAGCUUUAUGUGAUACUUAUGACAUCGCACUCAAUAUUCUCCAUUAAUUUUACAUUAAUUUAAUUAUUAUUAUUAUUUAUACAUAUAUGAUACUGUUUCGUAUACUUGGAUAAAGUGGUUCUUUUUUGUAGGAGUGGACGAUAAAAAAUGCAAUGAUUUUUCAGACAUAUUUCUUUAUUUCUUAUUUAUUUAUAUACUGUAUAUUAAUUUAAUUUAAUCUGGAUCAACACUUGGGAUAUAAGUAUAUUAUAACAGUUUUAAAAUAAAAGCAGGUUAAUAAGAUUCGCUCGACGUGAUGAGCUCUGGAUAACUGUAGACAAUAUUUUUUAUAUGAACAUUAAAUUUUAUAUAAUUCCACUCGUGCAGGCAAGCGCGUGAACUUGGCGUCUUAAGUAUAUUUUUUUUGUAAAUAUAAAAGACGCGCGUUUAAACGAAAAAGAACAGGUUUAGAAAAAAUACGUUUAAAAUUGCAUGAAUAGUUCAAUGCGAAGUUCAUUUUUCACAUUAGCUGUACAUUUAGAGAUUGUAUGAGAUAAAUAUUUACGCUAGUUCACAAUUUUUGAUGUGAAUUUUAAAAUUUUUUAUUGUUUUCAUCACAUAAUGAGCAAUGCUUUAAUUAAUUUUUGCACAUAUUUUCAUUGCGUAAAAGCAUUUUGUAACUCUGCAUUUUAUAGCAAAUACAUCAUAUAAUUUCAGAAAAAUGUCAGUGUUUUUAAAUACUGUAUUUUUAAAUAUUAUAUGUUAAAAUAAAGUUUUUAAAUAAGGUA
This is a messenger RNA of Odontomachus brunneus, 3011 nucleotides long. Its product is annotated as cytochrome P450 9e2-like. The coding region runs from base 235 to 1776 and encodes 513 amino acids. The transcript has a single exon. The record is from RefSeq and is a predicted model, not a curated record. Gene Ontology annotation, molecular function: monooxygenase activity; iron ion binding; heme binding. NCBI's taxonomy places the organism in Eukaryota, Metazoa, Arthropoda, Insecta, Hymenoptera, Formicidae.